AUGGUUGUGAACCCCCUCACUCGGUGUGUGGAGGAUUACUCGCUGCCGCCGUACGCCCAGCUUUGCCCUGACGACAUUGCGCCCGCCUUGCGCACAGCCAUGGCCGAGUUCGCGUCGGAUCUGGAGGCCAUCGAAGACGAUUUGGCGUGUCCGGACGCUGAGAUCUCGUGGGAAAGUGUGAUGGAUCGCUUGGAAAUCAUCGACGACCCACUCGAGAGAUUGUGGUGCAUUGUGCUUCAGUUGAUGAAAGCAGUCAACAUGCCCGAACUUCGCGCGGCACAUUCCGAGUUGGAGGACCAAGUGGUGAGGCUGCAGAACAAGCGGGCGCAGAGCGUGGUGGUGUACCAAGCCAUGACCGCCCUUCGCGACGGUCCCACGUAUGUGACACUGACCACGGAACAACAGCGCAUUCUAAACCGAGCGAUUGGACGAGCUACGGCGAGUGGUGUGAACCUCGUCGACCACGACAAGGAUCGAUUCAACGCCAUCCACGUUCGACUACAAGCUCUGCGCACAAUCCACGGACACAACGAACUUGAUGGCACGAAUGCAUACUCGCACGUUAUCACAGACAAAGCGCAACUGGAUGGCGUGCCGCAGUCGACUCUGUCGCUCUUGGCGCAGAACGCGGUGGCAGCAGGGCAUGUCCUCGCUACAGCUGAAAGCGGGCCGUGGAAGCUGUCGUUAGAGUCGCCAGUGUACGACCCUCUAUUGAAAUACUGCGCGUCUCGACCGAUUCGGGAGCAGCUAUACCGAGCCAACAACGACAAAGCCAAGGCCAACGAGCCGGUUGUAGUCGAAAUCCUGCAAUUGCGACUCCAGCUCGCCCAAAUGCUGGGAUUUCGUUCGUUUUUCGAGCUCAGUUUGGUGAAUAACUCGGCCCCCUCUAUCGACAGUGUGUUCGAUACACUCGAUGAGCUACGGGACAAGGCUUUUCCGCGUUCCCAAGCCGAGCUGCGCCAGCUGGAAGGACUAGCCGCCGCACACAACCACCCGUUGCCGUUAGAGCCGUGGGACGUACAGUAUUGGACGGAACGACUGCGCCAGGAACAGUUUGACAUUGACGACGAAGCGAUCUCGCAAUACUUUUCCUUGCCCAAGGUGUUGGACGGACUAUUUGAUUUUAUCGGUCGAUUGCUUGACAUUCGAAUCGAAGCAGCGGAUGGCUUGGAAGAAACGUGGCAUCCUGACGUACGUUUCUUUCAAAUUCGAGCGAUGGACCAGCCUGAGACGCCAGUGGUGGCACAAUUCUACUUGGAUCCGUAUGCUAGACCCGGCCAGAAGCGGCAGGGUUCGUUCGUGGAGGUGGUGGUGAGUCGCAGCAAAGUUCUGCGCACGGCCAAAGCCCCCGUGAGACUUCCCGUGUUCUCGAUUGUGCUCAAUCAAACGCCUCCAGUGGGGGACAUGCCUAGCUUGAUGACGUUUACAGACCUGGACUUGUUGUUUGGAUGUGUGGGGUUUGGCCUUCGCAUUGCGCUCACGUCGGCCGAGUACACGGCUGCGUCGGGUAUUGAUGGCAUCGAAGCGGACUCCCUUGGGGUGCCUGUGCGCGUUCUCAAGCGAUUUUGCUAUCACCGAGAACUGAUGAAAAGCAUGUCCGGGCACUUUAAAACCGGCCAAGAGUUGCCAGACUCUGAGUUCAACAAGCUUGUGGCCGCCAAACGAUUCAUGUCAGCCACCAAUUUACUGACUCAGCUCUUCUACUCAGCCCUCGACACGUCUGUGCACCACAACGUCACUUCUAACGUGUCGGUGGAGUCUGCGUACGCCCUCUUGCAACAAGUUGGAGCCAAAUACUGCGCGACACCGCGGUUGCAAGACCGCGAUUACUCGCUGUGCAACUUUCGGCAUGUGUUUAGCGGACAAGCCGCGGCCACCUAUUACAGUUACAUUUGGGCCGAAGUACAAGGGCAUGACGCGUAUUCGUAUUUUGAAGAACACCCGACAGUGUUAGAAGCCACUGGCAAGCGGUACAGAGACACCAUCUUGGCGCUGUCAGGGGUGGUUCACCCGACCAAGGCGUUUGAACUGUUUCGUGGUCGAAAGCAGCGGACUGCAGCUCUGCUGGAAGAAUCCGGCUUGCAAUAAACUAUAUAUCUCAAAUAUAGAUAAAGGAACGUGA
Messenger RNA from Aphanomyces astaci, 2122 nucleotides. RefSeq lists its product as hypothetical. NCBI's taxonomy places the organism in Eukaryota, Oomycota, Saprolegniomycetes, Saprolegniales, Verrucalvaceae. Bases 1 to 2088 code for a protein of 695 amino acids. The record is from RefSeq and is a predicted model, not a curated record. The transcript is spliced from 11 exons. Gene Ontology annotation, molecular function: metalloendopeptidase activity. Gene Ontology annotation, biological process: peptide metabolic process; proteolysis.